Molecule: messenger RNA, 1937 nt
Organism: Megalobrama amblycephala (Wuchang bream)
Lineage: Eukaryota; Metazoa; Chordata; Actinopteri; Cypriniformes; Xenocyprididae
Gene: perp
Product: p53 apoptosis effector related to pmp22
Exons: 3
Coding region: 105-662 (185 amino acids)
Biological process (GO): cell-cell adhesion
Cellular component (GO): cell-cell junction; membrane
Source: RefSeq, a predicted model, not a curated record
UAGGGUGGAGCUCCGGGAAACUUUCAGAUAAAGAGUGGCACGAAAUUAUCCAUAGAGCUUCUUCACACUCGGUUAGGAGACACGAAACAGAGCAACUCUCCAAAAUGUUUCGUUGCGGAAUCGCGUAUCCAAGAUGCAGGUGGAUCCUGCCUCUCCUUCUGCUGUUCGCGAUCAUUUUCGACAUUAUCGCCAUCGCGGCGCAGUCCGGAUGGGUCGAGGACGAGAACGCCAAAACGCACUACGCCAGCAUGUGGAAACAGUGUCGAGGCCGCAACGACCUGUGGGACUGUAAAUCUCUUAUGGAGUUCCCAUGGGCUCAGGCGGUCGCUGCUCUGAUGAUCAUAGGCCUCAUCAUCCUCAUCAUCGCCUUCAUCAUUUCAUUCGUGGCUCUCUGUUGUACCCUCAACAUCCCUAUGCUGCCUUUGAUUGGAGGCCUGCUUAUUUUGGCUGUAAUCGUGCAGAUAAUCGCUCUGAUCAUCUACCCGGUCAAGUUCAACGAGCAGAUCUAUGAAGGUUAUUACGACUACACGUGGGCGUACGGCUUCGGCUGGGGCGCAACCAUCCUGAUGCUGGGAUGCGGCAUCCUCUUCUGCUGCCUUCCUCGCUACGAAGAUGAGCUUUCCGGGCUGGCCAAGACCAAAUACAUCUACACCUCUGCCUGAAAGCCCCAAAUAUCCCACCUCUCAUAAAGGACCAUGUUAAGCCACCCAAGACUAAAGGUCAAUGCUUACAGAUCUCCAGAAGCAUUGUCAUUUUCCCAAAGCAACCGUAGGACCGUACUGACUUUGAUGAGGCUGUGAUGUGCAGCCAAACUGUGGUCAUUUCUCUAAACUUUGGGGUUAAUGCAUUUAUUUUUAUUUUUCAUUUACAAACCGAUUGGGUUUUGAUGCUUUUUUUAAUGUCACUCAGCACAGACUCCACAAAGCAUUCUUCAAACCUUUUGUCUAUACAUUUUAGAGAGUUACACUGUCCAUCACAUAUUACAUGGAAUUACAUUAAUACAGCUCAGAAAAUAAUUGAAAGUAGUUUGCUUUCUUAUUAAUUUACACUGUAACAUGAACACUGCAAUUUAAAGUGUGACUGAGUUUUGCUAUUUGUAUAUUUCCUGAACAUCUCUACAAUAUCAACAUUAAGUAAACAUUUUUACAAUGUAACUGUACUUGUAUAUUAAUGUGUCAUUCCAAUGUCGGCCUGUUCUUGUUUAUCACAAUGGCGUACUUGAUUGCACACUUCCCUAAAGUGCUCUUACUGUCAGCUAAGAUUGUGUUUUGUGUUUUGGCCAAAAUGAACGUGAAUGAAGGCUUUCACAAAGUUAUUUUGGUAAACCUUUACAAUAAGGUUUCAUUUGUUAACAUUAGUUAAUGUAUUAACUAACAUGAACUAACAAUAAGCAACACAUUUGUUACAGUAUUAAACUUGGUUAAUGUUAGUUAAUAAAAAUACAGUCUUUCAUUGUUCAUGUUAGUUUACAGUGUGUUAACUAAUGUUAACAAAUACAACUUUUGAUUUUAAUGUAUAAGUGAAUGUUGAAAUUAACAUUGACUAAGAUUAAUAAAUGCUUUAGAAAUAUUGUUCAUUCUUAGUUUAACUAAUUUUAGUAAAUGAAACCUUACUGUAAAGUGUUUUUGUUUUUACAGCGAAAUAGGUGAGCAAGUGGAUAAAAAUGCAAAAUGAAUGCAGUAAAUGUUUUUCUUUGCUUUGACCUUAGUUUUGCAAUCUUAAUAGAUCUUGAUGCAUUCAUGAAUUGAUAGAUUCAAAUGAGUCAGCUUGGUGCAUAUGUAGAAAAUAAAAUAAAGGAUACUUUGCUUGUAAACUAUGCAACAUUGUAGGUUUUUUUGAAGCGUUUUAUUAGAUUGUAAUUUUUCACUUUGUCAUUUGUGGUUCUUUGUGAUAUGAUUUGUAAACUAAUCUUCAAUAAAAGGGAGUUUUACUAUUAA